This is a messenger RNA of Trichoderma virens Gv29-8, 1234 nucleotides long. RefSeq lists its product as uncharacterized. The coding region runs from base 61 to 909 and encodes 282 amino acids. Lineage: Eukaryota; Fungi; Ascomycota; Sordariomycetes; Hypocreales; Hypocreaceae. The record is from RefSeq and is a predicted model, not a curated record. The transcript has 3 exons.
UGACGGACACCUACAUUGGAAAUUACAAUCCUAAAAAUAACAGAGCUACUUUAGUCCACCAUGGCCGACGAGCAACUCCCAGACUCUAACUACCUCCUGCCCUACGACGACGGUGAAGUUAAGCGUCUUCACCUUCAACAUGACCUCCUCGAAACAUACAUGGGCAGCUUGAUUCUGGCCCCAAUCAACCGGGAGCAGAAAGGCCUGAAGAUUCUCGACAGCGCAACCUUUGAUGGUUACUGGCUCGAAGAGGCAGCCAAGCUGGUCAACGCGCCGGUCCUAGUCGGCACCGACAUCUCCCCAGCCAUGUUCCCGCCAGCAUCGGCCAACGGACCGAGCUACCAUGUGCAGUCGGUGUCCGAGCCAUGGCCAGAGGCCUGGAAGGGCACGUUCGACCUUGUGCACCAGAGGCUGGUGCUGGCGGGCACAACCCCAGAAAUCGGGCAGAACGCCGUCAAGGCUCUCAUUGAGCUCGCAAAGCCCGGCACCGGCUGGGUGCAGCUCGUGGAGGGAGCCCUCGAGCAUCUCACUGAAGAACAGAAGCCCAAGUACCCUGCGCUGCACAGAUUCCAGACGCUGGUAGCACGCAUGCUCCCAGGAUUGGGCUGGAACCAGAGAGUGGGCCUCCAGGUUCGAGGCUGGAUGGAGGCGGAGGGCCUCCAGGACGUCUCAGAGAAAAUCAUGGAGAUUCCAGUCGGGGCGGGCAAUACGGACCGCCGUUUGGGUGACUUGGCCAAGCAGAAUUUACUCACGGUAGUGGAGCACUUCACGCAGGCUUCAAAGGAUCUACCUGCCGACUCAGAUAUCAAGGCCGAGGAUUUUGAAGCCGUGCUACGAGACCUCAAAGUAGAGGUCGAUACGGUCGGCAGCCUUUUGAGAUUCAAUUCUGUUUGGGGUCGCAGGGCUUAGUGACAGCAGACAUGCAAAUGAAUCGUUGAGUGUGGAAGCAUUUUCUGCUGCAAGAUUGAAGUUUGGUACACAGAUAUCAGAGUAGACAGCAUUUAACUGAUUUGGAGCCAUGGCCACUCCAUCUUUUACGACUGAGUGCUCUUCCAAGGCUCGCACAUAUAUAGGGACGGCUUAUCAGGCUACCUUCCUAGCUUAACAAGCUACCACAAAAUUGGGUCCUGUGGCGGUGCGACUUGUAGCUCGUUGUUACUUGAGGGCUAUGACCGAUGUCGCUUAUUCUUAGCGUUUUACAUAGAAAAUAAGACAUUGUAAAUCCCUCAUUAGU